Molecule: messenger RNA, 582 nt
Organism: Pteronotus mesoamericanus
Lineage: Eukaryota; Metazoa; Chordata; Mammalia; Chiroptera; Mormoopidae
Gene: GKN1
Product: gastrokine 1
Exons: 6
Coding region: 25-582 (185 amino acids)
Biological process (GO): regulation of cell population proliferation
Source: RefSeq, a predicted model, not a curated record
CUCUUUUGCUUUGGUGAAGCCAAGAUGAGGUUCACAAUUGUCUUUGCUGGACUUCUCGGUGUCCUCCUGAUUCCUGCCUUUGCUGACUAUAAUAUCAACAUCAGCGAUAACAACAACAGCGGUGGAAGUGGGCAGCAGUCAGUGAGUGUCAACAAUGAACAUAAUGUGGCCAAUAUUGACAACAAUAAUGGAUGGGACUCCUGGAAUAUGCUCUGGGAUUACAGAACUGGCUUUGCUGCAACCAGAGUCUUUCACAAGAAGGCAUGCAUUGUGCACAGAAUGAACAGGGACGCCUUGCCUUCUCUUCAAGCCCUUGAUGCCAUGGUCAAGGAAAAGAAGCUUCAGGGUGAAGGACCAGGGGGACCACCUCCCAAAGGCCUGAUGUACUCCAUCAACCCCAACAAAGUCAACAACCUGGAACAGUUUGGAAAAUCCAUCGUUGGCAUGUGCAAAGGGAUUCCAACAUACAUGGCAGAAGAAAUUCAAGGGGCAAGCCUAUUUUUUUCCUCAGAAAAGUGCAUCAAUGCUUAUAUACUCUGGAUUUUGAACGUUUCUUUCUGUGGAAGUACAGUAGAAAACUAA